Molecule: messenger RNA, 3208 nt
Organism: Trichogramma pretiosum
Lineage: Eukaryota; Metazoa; Arthropoda; Insecta; Hymenoptera; Trichogrammatidae
Product: cohesin subunit SA-2-like
Exons: 4
Coding region: 467-3208 (913 amino acids)
Biological process (GO): sister chromatid cohesion
Cellular component (GO): cohesin complex; chromatin; nucleus
Molecular function (GO): chromatin binding
Source: RefSeq, a predicted model, not a curated record
UUUUCAACAUAACAGUCAAUUUCGACUCUUUCUAUUGAUCUAGUAGCGUCCAACUCUCACUUAUAUCUCUUACGCACUUCCUAACGUCUACACUUUUUCGAGUGCAUCUUUAAACUAACAAUCGUUAGCAACUGUAUAAUACGACUUUUUUGACCACUGUAAAUCUAAUGGCAAAUUGAAAAUGAACAGCAGUUAAGGAAAGACUCAUCUUUUCCCGCCUCACCGACUGAUCAGCGUUUAGCGAAACUUAACAGUUAACGUUGCUCGUUUUUUUCUGCAUUCGAAUUUUCAAACGGUCGACCAGUUCUAUUCCAUCUUUGGUCACUCGAACCUCAAUGUGCAGUUUGCAGUCGUUCCCGCUAGAACGUUACGAAGCUAUUAUCUGCAGUUUUAUCAAAUUCAAAAGAAAUCCGAAUAAUAAUAAUUAAAGAUUCUUCAUCGCCUUUGAGAAUUUGUGACCGGGACAAUGGCGCCUCGAAAAACAAAACGUUCAAUUCAAAUUAACGAAGAUGAAACGGAGAGCCAAAGCAGUUUAUACACAAAAGUAUUGACAAAUAUGGGAUUAUUGGAGGAUAUAGCUGAUACCUGGGUGAAACAUUAUGAAACGAGUCAUGAAAGUGCCCUGUUAGAAUUUCUUCAAUUUAUGAACGAUGCUAGUGGAGGUAAGACUGACAUGAUGCCAGAGAUGCUGACGAUGGGAAUUAAGCAUUUGAUAAAAAAAAUGGAGGGCGAUUUUGAUCCAAACAGCAAAGGAUAUCCACUAAUAUCCUCAGGGAAGAUCUACAAAAAAUUUAAGGAAAAUUUAUCAAAAUUCUCACAAGAAUUGAUUGCACAAAGUGAAUAUUCUAUAAUAUGCGAUGAUUAUCUAAUGGAAAAUUUAAUAUGUGUGCUGAUUGAAAUGUCUGACUCGCCUGUCAGGGCAUUUCGGCAUACUGCCACACUUGUAGCUAUGAAUAUAAUGACUGCCCUUGCCGAUUUGAAACUAAUUCAAGACAUGCUGUUGUUCAUGUUUAAGAAAAUAUUUAUACUCAGAUUCAGAGAUAUUUCACCAGCAAUACGAAUAUUAUGUAUAGGAGAAAUAGGAAUAUGGAUGGAAAAAAUUCCUGAACAAUUUCUCAAAGAUGAAUAUCUUAAAUAUAUUGGAUGGACUUUAUAUGAUAGUAAUUCUGAAGUACGGUUGAAAUGUCUGCAAACGUUACAAAUUUUGUAUGCUUCUGAAGAAUUUAAAAAUUCCCUUGAUAAUUUUACUGGAAUAUUCAAAGAUCGUCUUGUGGCUAUGUGCUUAGAUAUUGAUAGUGAAGUCGCUAUUCAAGCCAUAAAACUUAUGAGUGUGAUGUAUAAUUCUACAGAUCUACAUAUUAUUUCUGCCAUUGAUUGUGAACAAAUAUACACAUCAAUUUUUUCACCUCAUAGAGGUAUUGCACAAGCAGCUGGUGCGUUUAUGGCCAAGCAUAUUUUCAAUUCAGGAGAAAAUUUUCAAGAAAUUACAAAAAGUGGAAAAGAAUGUUCACCUAACACCCCAUAUUUGCGAGAACUGAUAGACUUUUUAAUAGAAUCAGAGAUUCCUGAAAAUGUUGACUAUUUGGUUGAUUCUUUAAUUGAUAUACAUCCCAUGCUAGAAGACUGGGAAGCCAUGACUGAUUUAUUAUUGGAAGAACCAGUGGAAGACGAAAAACUAUUAACAUCUUUGCAAAAAACAUCUCUAAUAGCAAUUAUGCUUUCUAGUAUUGAGCAAUUAUCAACAGGACAAAUUCCAAUUGCACGUAAACAAGGAAAACAAAAAUUUUCUACUAAAGAAAUGAAAAGACUUCAAAAUAACAAGCUGAAUAUUACUAGACAUUUUGUUCAAAUUUUGCCUGGGCUUUUAGAAAGAUUUAAUUCAGAUACUACGAAUUUGGAAAAACUAUUAAACAUACCUCAGUAUUUUGAACUUGAAGUUUAUGUUGAUUCUACUCAAGAACAAAAUCUCAAAGAUUUACUAAGAUUUAUUCAUGAAAUAGUUGAUCGCUAUCACAACCCUAAUAUACUCUAUGCGGCAGCAAAAACAUUGGAUCAUUUAUGUGACACAGACUUGGAAGAGUUACAAUGCUGUAAGCAGGUUCUAGAUGUAAUAAUUAAAUUUAUUCCACCAAGUGAAGAUGAUAUAUUUAACAUCUGUAAGUCUCUAUCAAAAGUGGCAGUUUUUUCUUCCUAUUACGAUUUGAAUGAAUUUGAUAUUUGGGAUACAUGCUUUGAAAGUAUUAGUGAUUCAGAUCACCAACUUCCAAUUGCAGCUAUAGUAUCUUGUUUCGAAGCUUGCUAUUUUUCUCUCAUUUGGCUUCUUAACUAUCUUACAGAAAAUGCAGAUUUUGACAAUCAAAGUAAAGACAAAUAUCAGUUAUUGAAAGAGAGACUUCGCAAUUUUAUUUUAUGCAUGAUGUAUUAUUUGGACAAUAAAGAAGGAGAAAUUCCCAUGAUCAUGAGAGAAACAGCUUAUUGUAUGAUAUGUGAUUUACUAAUAAUAUUUGAUGAGCGUCUAUCGGAAGAAAAAAAUUGCUUAAUCCAUGAGCUGAUUUACAAACCAGAUAAAGACCUAUUAAAUUUACUUCUUCAGUUUAUUCAAGAUACAGUAUUUUACACCUCAGAGGAAAGUCCUCAACAGACUGAAGAGUUACGCAAGAAAUCUAAUAUUUUAGCUGGAUAUUGUAAACUUGUAAUGCACAAAAUAGCACCAAUUCAAUCAGCAGCAUAUAUAUUCAAAAAUUAUUUUGAUUUUAAUGAGCAAUUUGGCGAUAUAAUAAAGAAAACCAUAAGUUCUGCUCGACGUAUAAACAAAACAUCUUGUGCAUUAGCCAUACUAAAAAGUUUAAUGAUAUUGUACCGCGAAAAUGUGGUUGAAAAUCAAGAUGAAUCGUCACUAAAAAGUCUCAAAGAAAAAGCCAGAAAAUUCGCAUUGCUAUUUGGGCCCAACAUAAGUGACAAUAGCGCAGCUAUGCUAGAUUUUCACAGAGAAGGGAUACUCUUUGCUGUUACCUCUUUGGAUGAAAUCAAUGUCUAUUCUUCUGAAGUAACACUCAAUCUUCCAUUCUUUGAUAUUUUGCAUGAAUUUGUCGUAAAAGUACCGAAAACAACUAAAAAAUCAAUAUUACAAUUUCUGGACGCACACUUGAAAGUAGGAAAAGGAAAGGAAUUCAAGUCUAUGCAACGUUACAGAAAUAGUUUAUUAUAG